AUGAGCCAUAUCCAGAUUUCCUUUGUUCAUGGUAGCAGCUUUGGGGCGGGGCGAAGAGCUUUAUGGAUGGAUUUGGUGGCUGAUACUCCUCAAACUCCUACUCCUUGGACUGUUAUUGGUGACUUUAAUGCAUGCCUUCAAUCUCAUGAGAAACGUGGCCCAGGAAAUUUCAGUUUGGGGUCGGCAGCAGAAUUUGGAGCCAUGGUUGACGCAUGUCUUCUAUCUCAGGUGCCCUCGAUGGGCAGGAAAUUCACCUGGACAAACAAUCGAUGCCGAGGUAAUGUCUGUGCUGUUUUGGAUAGAGGUUUUUGUAACGAAGAAUGGAUAUCCUUUUUUCAGGACUGUUCUCAACAGGUCCUUCCUCGGUUUGCCUCUGACCAUUCCCCUCUGCUUGUGGUCUCAAGUAGCAGCCAGCGCCCUCCAAAUUGCCCCUUUCGAUUUAAUAAUUUUUGGACGGAUCAUGAGGACUUCGAUAGGGUUGUAGCUGAAUCCUGGGCGGAGUGGGUUCCAGGGUCACCUAUUUUAUCCCUAAUGUCUAAACUCAAGCGGCUCAAAGGGGCGUUAAAAGGUUGGGCGAAACAGACCUUUCCCCAUUUUGAAACGGAUCUCGAUGAGGCAAAGAAAAAUCUCAACCACGUGCAGGAGGAGAUUGACAGUAAUGGGUUGUCGGAUCAACUGUUCCGAAUGGAGGCUGAUGCUAAAACGGCUCUUCUCAAGGCGCAAGAGAACCAUGAAAAGCUUUGGGCAGAAAAGGCGAGACUCAGGUGGUUGACUUAUGGGGACAGAAAUUCUAAGUUUUUCCAUCUAUCUGCUAAAAUGCGAAGAAAUAGAAAUACUAUCCGAUCCCUCAAAAAACAGGAUGGGUCAAUUGUGGAAGGGCAAACUAAUUUGGGUGAGUAUAUUGUGGAAUUCUAUGAGGGAUUUCACAAAAAUGCUCCAACAGUCGAUCAUCUUGAUCUUUUGGACAGCAUUCCGAGGGUUCUCCAACAAGUAGACAUAUUUCAUCUAGACUCUCUUCCUGGUAAUGCAGAGAUCAUGAAGGCGGUCUGGGCGCUUGAUCCUGAAAGCUCGCCUGGCCCAGACGGCUUCUCUGGAAAAUUUUUCAGGAAGUGUUGGAGCAUUGUGGAAGGUGAUGUUUGUAAUGCGGUGAAAGCCUUCUUCAGGACUAGUCGUAUGCCUAAAGGUGUUAACAAUACUUUCCUAAUUCUGAUCCCUAAAGUGGACGGAGCUGAGACUCUGGACAAGUAUCGACCAUUGUGUAUGAGCAAUUUUUUCUGCAAAAUAAUUUCUAAGGUGUUGGCUAUGCGCUUAGAGAGAUUUCUCCCCCAGGCUCAUUUCGGAAGAACAGGGAGCUUUUCAAAAAGGGAAGCUGAUCCAUGA
Molecule: messenger RNA, 1380 nt
Organism: Macadamia integrifolia
Lineage: Eukaryota; Viridiplantae; Streptophyta; Magnoliopsida; Proteales; Proteaceae
Exons: 1
Coding region: 1-1380 (459 amino acids)
Source: RefSeq, a predicted model, not a curated record